AUGGGGCGAAGGAAGAGCAAGGGGGUCGUGCAAAGUCUGCGAGGACGGAAGGAGCAAAAGCAAGGAGUCGUGAACGCGGAGUGCACCGCCGGGACAGAGUGUGCAAGGAGUCGGGGCCGAGAGCCAGCGUCCCGUGUUCCGUGGCCCCAGAAAAGCCAGUGUGUAGGCCUCAGCCACCCCAGGUCCGGCGUACGUUCUCCCUGGACACCAUCCUCAGCUCCUACCUUCUGGGCCAGUGGCCACGAGAUGCUGAUGGGGCCUUCACCUGCUGUACCAAUGACAAGGCCACCCAGGUCAGCUGGUCACUCAGAGCUGGCCAUCAAGUGCUGUGGGCUGGCCACUCCUGGCACUGGGCCCGGAGCCGGGACGGGAGACGGCAGCACAUGCUGGUGGUUGCAGUUACCCCCUCCCUUCUUGCUGGGAGUCUUCUCGCACUCUUCUGGAGGGAGGAAGUGGUCUCACCACAGCUGGAAUGACUGUUGGAGCCAAGUUCCCCCGCUGGUGUUCUCAUCCUGGAGACAGAUGGGACCCUGGGUGCCUGCUCUGCCUGGCCCCCCGUUCUGCUCAUCCCCAGCCCCAUUUCCUCUGCAGGCUCCAGGUGAGACCCCCCUGUCCUGGCAAGAGCUUGAAGGUGAGCGGGCCAGCUCGUGUACACACAAGCGCUCAGCGUCCUGGGGCAGCACAGACCACCGAAAAGAGAUUACCAAGUUGAAGCAGCAGCUGCAGAGGACAAAACUUAGCCGCAGUGGGAAAGAGAAGGAGCGGGGCUCCCCCCUCCAAGGGGACCAUGCUGUGCGGGGAGCACUGAGGGCGUCCCCUCCCAGCUUCCCCUCAGGGUCCGCUGUCCUGCGACUGAGCCCCUGCCUGCACCGGAGCCUGGAAGGGCUCAACCAAGAGCUGGAGGAGGUGUUUGUGAAAGAGCAGGGUGAGGAGGAGCUGCUGCGGAUCCUUGAAAUCCCUGACGGGCACCGUGCCCCAGCUCCCCCCCAGAGUGGCAGCUGUGAUCAUCCCCUCCUCCUCCUGGAGCCUGGAAACCUUGCCAGCUCUCCCUCCACGCCCCUGGCAUCCCCCCAGCCUUCUGGCCAGACUAGCCGUGAGGAACACCAGGGUGCAGCCGAGGAGCUGACGUCCAUCCCCAGUGACAAAGCUUCCCCUCCAGGCCACCCAGCCUUCCUUGAAGAGGGCAGCCCAUCUCCAGUCCUUGCCUUUGCCUCCUCCCCUCGGCCCAAUCACAGCUACGUCUUCAAACGGGAACCCCCGGAAGGCUGUGAGAGAGUGCGGGUGUUUGAAGAGGCCACGUCCCCAGGUCCUGACCUGGCGUUCCUGACUUCCUGUCCUGACAAGAACAAAGUCCAUUUCAACCCAACCGGCUCGGCUUUCUGCCCCGUCAGCUUGAUGAAGCCCCUCUUCCCCAGCAUGGGCUUCAUCUUCCGUAACUGCCCCUCAAGCCCAGGGUCCCCCCUUCCCCCGGCCAGCCCCAGGCCACCGCCUCGGAAGGAUCCAGAGGCCCCCAAGGCCUCCUCGCUGCCAUUCGAGCCUUGGCAGCGCCCCCCACCGUCAGAAGAGCCCGUGCUUUUCCAGAGCUCCCUGGUGGUCUGAGGGCCCCACCCCCACUUCACCAUGGAGACCAGUGCCUUGGUGGCAGGCCCCUCCCGAGCUCCCUGAGACGGGGGAUGAAGGAGCCCUUUCCUCCUGGCCUUUGAGCACUUUCAUGUAUUGUGUCAAAGCCCUGGGUCCUCUUCCCGAUGGACCCCUGCCCCUUCGAAUGUGAGGGGACCUGCCUUCUCCACUAGCAGCUGGGCAGCUCACGAGUCACACCCGUGUUCUUGUCACCUCUCUCACUUGGUGGAAAACUCACCCAGAAGGUCUUGGGUCCCCCACCCCUGGGUGUGAGUCCGGAGGACUGUGUAUGGGGCCCUUGUCUUUACCAUGGAGCAAGCUGGCCAUGAUUAAAGGAGAGCGGACACCACAGAUUUCCUUACCUCUCCUCCCCAGACACAGAUGAGGAGACCCGAAUAGAUUCCCGAUCCUCUCAGUCCCAUCCCCCUACCUCCCUCUCAUUGGAGGAGCUGACCAAAGCAGCCCGAAAGGGCCAUAACACUUGACCAAUCCAGCUGCUGGCAGAGGGGGAACCAAGCGUUUUCCUAAGUGGCAUUUUCAUCUCGCUUUCACCCUAAGAUUGUCUUAAGCAGCAGCCCAGCCUGCCCAGCCCCAGGUGGGUAGUAGGGGAGAGGGAGAGCUGGCAUUCCUCCGGGUGGCAAGUGGUGACUCUCCACCCUCCACCUGCCCCAGGACUGGGUUGGAUUAGAAAAAUGCCUAUUUUUCUUGUAUCGAUGUAGAAACUCUAUUUUCUCCCAAAGACACUAUUUUUGCAGCUGUUUGAAGUUUGUAUAUUUUCCAUACUGCAGAGCUUACACAAAAUCGAAGAAGAAUGUUAAUGUUCAAGUUUUAUUAUCCUGUGUUUAGAAGUUGUGUUUUUUUGUUUGUUUUUUGCAGAUCUUGGUGUUAAUAGACCAAAUAAAUAAGUAUUC
Molecule: messenger RNA, 2531 nt
Organism: Globicephala melas (long-finned pilot whale)
Lineage: Eukaryota; Metazoa; Chordata; Mammalia; Artiodactyla; Delphinidae
Gene: FAM117A
Product: family with sequence similarity 117 member A
Source: RefSeq, a predicted model, not a curated record